This is a messenger RNA of Salpingoeca rosetta, 986 nucleotides long. RefSeq lists its product as uncharacterized. The coding region runs from base 137 to 805 and encodes 222 amino acids. The transcript has a single exon. The record is from RefSeq and is a predicted model, not a curated record. Gene Ontology annotation, molecular function: acyltransferase activity, transferring groups other than amino-acyl groups. NCBI's taxonomy places the organism in Eukaryota, Choanoflagellata, Craspedida, Salpingoecidae.
GCAAACUGUAACAACCCUGAAGACCGCAUCAUUUUGUUGUCAUUUCACUUUCGUUGAUGAUGACGAAGGCGCUUCUGCACUUACAACUCAUGCCUAGACCCCCACUCCAGCAACCCACCAAGAACAACCGUGACGCAUGGCGAUGACAAAGGAGUGCUGUGGCGUGGAGCGCGUUGAAGACGUGGAGGUUGUGUUGGACGAGAUGCUGCGCGUGGUGCAUGCGUCCUUCGAUGCGUUUGUGGCCCCGGAUUUCAGUGAGGAAGGCAAGGCCAACUUUCGAGCGCACGCCACGCGCGACGAGAUGCUGACCCGAAAGGAUACGCACGACUGGUUUGUGGCACGGGACCCCAUCACGAAGGAGCUGGCUGCGGUUGUGGAGGUGCGCGAGAGGCGCCACGUCUCCAAGUUCUUCACCCAUCCGUCGCACCAACGCAAAGGGUACGGGCGAGCACUCAUGCAGGCAGCAUUCGAGCUGUGUGCAGAACACGCACGACAGCAGCGCCAGCGCAAGCAAGCGACUGCGUUGGAGCAACAGGCUCAGUCACACAAAACAGACGCAGCAAGGGCAGCCACGACUCCGACAACGGUCAAGGAGGCAGACAAGGAGGGGCAAAGCGGAAGGCUUGGACACAACGAGGAGGACGACUGCCUUUGCCUUUCUUCUGCACAAGUGACGCAUGUCACAGUGUGUUCCUCGCCCUACGCUGUGCAGGUGUAUUCGAGGCUGGGGUUCGUUGCCACUGAUGAAGAGCAGACCGAACACGGCAUGCGGUUCGUCCCAAUGCAAGCAACCCUCGAAUUAUAGACGUGUGGCGGGAGACGUGCGUGUGUGAGUGCAGUGUCGUGUUGGGUGUGUGGUGUCUGGUGUGGGUUUCUGUUUGUUCUCAGGUCCAAUGAAGGAUCGCGUUUUUGAGCGUCACAGGUUGCUUCUUGCCAUUGCCUGCCAUCUUGCAUGUACUUGAGAAUGAAUAAACGCGUGUAAAGGA